Molecule: messenger RNA, 504 nt
Organism: Knipowitschia caucasica
Lineage: Eukaryota; Metazoa; Chordata; Actinopteri; Gobiiformes; Gobiidae
Source: the annotation of a GenBank genome assembly
AUGAUUGGAUUGGGUGUAGCGUCCAGCAUGGCGGAUGGUUGGGAAACUGCCCGCAGAUUGGACCGGCCGCAAAAGCUCCAGCUUGAUCCGAAGGGGGUAUUGCAGGUUUCUGGGAGUGAGUGGGCGGUGUUUCGACUUGGACACAAAGGAGUGGUCAACCAUAUCGAGAUUGACACUCGUCACUUCAAGGGUAACGCCCCAGAUUCAUGCAUGGUGGAGGCGUGCAUGCUGACCACAGAGGAAGAAGUUGAAUGCGCUGCGAGCAAAUGGAAGUUUGCUAAGUGGAGGUUGCUUCUCCCUACUAGAAGGCUCCGCCCCCACUACUGUCACAUGUUCUAUGAGGAGGACCUACGCUCUCAUGAUGCUGUGAGCCACAUACGCUUCACGAUAGCCCCAGAUGGAGGAGUGAGUCGGCUGAGGGUGUGGGGACACGCUGCCUUGGUCGGUAACACCAAGGGAGAUGCCAGAUCUGCCAAUCAAAUGACAGGACAGUCUAAAUUGUGA